AUGUCGCCGUUCUACAACUUUGACCAGGAAGUGACACACAGCCGCAUGGAAAAAGACGCAAGUGUGAGCAGUUCUGACUUCGCCGUGCGACCCGUGGAGACGACAACGAGUUCAGCAGUCUCUGAGGGUUGGUUCAGUUCGGCUUCCAAUCUUUCUGACAAUCCUGUCAAGAGCGGUAAGCGAGAUGGAGGACGCACGGGCUUUCUCAAGGUACCUUUCGGGAAAUUGUUUAGGAAACCGCGAAGUCUGCGACGUUUCACAGAAAAGUCUAAGAAGCGUAAUAAGGCAGAUGCUGCAUUUCCGUCCAGGGAAGAGAACGACUUCGCAUCCACGGGCACGCUCUAUGCAAGCGAACUGGAGAAUUCCAACCUGCUCGCCGUGAGUCAGGGUUGUGCGUCGGACCCUUUUGGUGGGAUGACGGACGCAGAAAAGUCGCCGAAAUUACAGAAGAAGACUACUUCAACAACCGUCAGCAGUUCCUCCACAACACCAACACUCCUCGAAGAUCCGGGCCAGCAUUUCGCAUUCUCUUCAGCCGAAACAGAAAUGCGUAACGUGCGACGGAAUAUAAAACGCCUGACUGAUAAAAUUAGUAGCGAGAAUGUAGGCAGUGAGACGAUGCUUCAUAAGUCUAAACCAGCAAGUCUGGAGAUUGAAAACCACUCUGUACGACUUCAAGUUCGAGAUGAAGAGGAAAGUCGGGAGGAAAUAAGGGAAAAGCAACAUCCUUGUGUUUCGCAGCAUGCUUUAAAACAGGAGCAAAAUUGCCUACAGACGGCCACGACGGAGCCCCAGAAUUGCGAGGACUUUAGGACUCUCAACAUUAUGAAGGAUCUCAGUGAUGUUAAGCAGAGAUUUGCCCUACCCCCUGGGAAGUCUCCAGACGGAAUCCGUGGAGCAGUCAAGCAAACUAUACCUGGCGGUCCUGCAGUAUCACAAGGCCAAUCCGAAUACAACUGUGGGAAGAUUAAGCGACAUUUUUCCCUUCCGACUUCGUCUGCAGUGUUCUGUGAUCCCGGUAUUCGAACUAAUGGUUCUUACGACUUUCGUUGUGAAAAGAACCAAGAGGAGCUUGGGACAGCGUCACAAACCACAGCAAUCCAAGUGUUGCAGGAUUUGAAGGUUUACGUGCAAAAUCUGACUGCUGAAGUGCAGAAGUUUAAGCAAGAACAGAAGUCCCUAGUCGAACCUCCCAUGCUUCCAAGUCUCGAAUCUCUGAGUGUGGAGGACACCCUGCGCUUGGUGGACGGUCCACCAUCGAGAGCCGUGCCGAAGUCGACAGAGUCGACCAGAAACAAAAGCCAAGAUGUUGUGCUUCGAACACUGAAGGAUUUAAAAGCACAGCUGCGCGGCCUACAUGCGAAUCUGGAUGGCAUAUCUCGUAGCCGGGAGGAAUUCACUGGUAGCCCACUGGGACUCGAACCCAUUUUUGAGGCCACCCUGCUUCAUACGUUGGCAGAUCUUAAGGCAAAACUAAAGGAGCUUGCGAGUGACAUGCAUCUCAGGCACCGUCAAGUUGACUGCUUGGAGAGUUCAAGUCAAACAGAAGUACCCAGUGAUAAGGCGAUGAUUGAACCAGCUGCAGAAUUGAAAGACUUGAAGAGGAGACUUUAUGAAGACAUUAUGAGAUCGUGUUUCAGUCACAGUGGACUCACAACGCCAACAAAGGAAUUAGUGUCACAGAGGACCAAACAGAUACCUACCAGGGUAAAACAAGUAUCCACCGGUGUUCAGUGUGAGGACCCCAGGAGAGAUGAGUGCAUCCAGCGGUGCCUCACCGUCCCUGACGAGAAACCUGCGCCAAACUUAAAAACCCAAAGUGACACUGCGUGUUCACCGUUGGAAGACAAUCCUGGACUUGAAACAAAUACCAAUCAGAGCGCUAAAACUUGCGACCAGUCAACACAAGUCAUAGCAACUCCCGAUCCGCUCUAUCUGAAGACACUGGAAGAGAUCCGAGCGAGCAUGACGCUCAUCAGCGAGGAAUUGCUGAAACACAGUUUGCCGAGCUGCUCCUGCACGACGAAGUCAGACGCCAGUGGCAUGCAUUCUUCCAUAUCCGGUACGGAUCCAUUCCUUCUGGAAAUUCUUGAGGAAAUUAGGGACAGUGUACAGAGCGUACAGAAAGAAAAACCCGUUAAUGCUCAUCCUACUGAAGUGUCCAAUCUCACUGAAGUCAUGACUGCACUGAACGAUAUUCGUAACAGCCUUUCGGCCCUACAGAACGAGAAGACACAGGUUAAACCAGCCGAGCCCGAACGAACAUGUGGGCCACCGCAACCAAUAACGAACAUGGGAGACACGCCAUCGAGGGGGAAGUUGCCCAACCCCAGAACCGCAUGCGAGUGGAGUUCAUUUUCUGCCUCGGAAAUGGAGGAAGAGGACGAUGAGUACGACAGCAGUGACCCCACUGAAGAGAGCUUUGCCAGUGGUCAUGUGAACCGGCGAACGAAAACUGCCAACUGUGAUGACAAGAUGGGGACGCGCAUGCAACCAUUUACUAGGCAUUCAGGAACAGCUGCUACAGAGCGGACUAGCAGACGACAAAAGAGUGCUGUUCCAGGAACUAGUGGUAAAGCCUGUAGAAAACUUGCGCGCCUCCUAGACCUGCUGGAUGAAUGUGAGGAGGAGAGUGAGCUGUGCCUGAAAGUUCCCAAUUCGUACUCCAUUGUCAGCAAGGGAAGGAAAAAUAGAGACCAAACCGAUAGAAGGUAUGCAUCACCACCUGCAGCAUCCCCAGUUCCGUCUUGUCCUCCUCCCCAUCCUACUCGGUCAUCUUUCCCUCCCUUCGUAACCUUUCCAUCUCCGUUUCCACCAUUUGCGUCAGUGGGCUAUUUCAGACCACCGCCCUCAGUGCCACCGCCUAUGCAACAGCCCCCCGUGGUUCCACGCUGGUACCCUCCGCUUCCCCACACCCAACCACUGCCACCGCCUCAAGCACAGCCACCUCAUCCGACCUACGUCACCGGUCCGGCACCCGCCGAGGGCAUGCCGAAAUCUUUCACUCUCAGUUUCACUGACAAUACAUCAGAUGAUAGGAAGGGUGCCACGAUAUCUGGGCGAAAGUUUCUCUGUACCCAGAUGCUGGAAUAG
Messenger RNA from Spirometra erinaceieuropaei, 3093 nucleotides. Lineage: Eukaryota; Metazoa; Platyhelminthes; Cestoda; Diphyllobothriidea; Diphyllobothriidae. The record is from the annotation of a GenBank genome assembly.